Molecule: messenger RNA, 2992 nt
Organism: Strigops habroptila (Kakapo)
Lineage: Eukaryota; Metazoa; Chordata; Aves; Psittaciformes; Psittacidae
Gene: KYAT1
Product: kynurenine aminotransferase 1
Exons: 13
Coding region: 759-2036 (425 amino acids)
Biological process (GO): biosynthetic process
Cellular component (GO): mitochondrion; cytoplasm
Molecular function (GO): pyridoxal phosphate binding; L-kynurenine:2-oxoglutarate transaminase activity
Source: RefSeq, a predicted model, not a curated record
UUGCUGUCUGGUUACUUUUUCCCUGCACUGUUGAGUUAUUAAAUUCUGCCUCUGCCUCUUUUCAUCAUCCUCAUAAUAAAUUCCUCAUCAAGCACCACUGACUUUCUCCCACUUCCAGCUUAUCCAACUGGAAGGAGGAUUUUGCUCUCAAUGUUUCCUACUGUCCUUCUUCUCACCUCCCAGCCAUGAUGCAUGUGGAAAUUAGGUACCAGUCAGGCAAAUGGUACCUUGGUGUCUCUGUACCUCAGACUGACACUGUGCUGUGCUCGUCUCUUGCCUGUACCCACUUGCUGCCUGGUUUUGCUAUGAACUUUAGGUGCAAAAACCAGCACAUUGUUUAGGGUCUGGAGCAAAUCCCAUCACCAAGCACUCCAACAGAACAAGGAGUAAAUAUUUCUGCUACUCUGUAGAGCAGUAUGGAAUAAAAAAAGUAUGCUCUUGUAGGAAAAGGGGAUAUUUGUGGCCUGUAGACAGUAAGACAAGAGAAGCUAUGGAAAGCCUGAGGUCUGGGGUCAUUGGCCUGGCAGUUACAGUAUGGCUGAGCUCAUCUGACCCAAGUGAAAAUGAGGUUUCAGGCAUUUCCAGCUCCUCAGUGAGUGUGCACACACUUCUUUUGUUCAUCUGUUUUCUCAAUUCUUGUUGAAACUUGUCAAUGAAACCUCCUCCUCUGCCAGCUCUUGUGUGUUUGAUCUUUCAUAAACAGUGUGUGAAGCCAUUUCCAGAACCCACUGCAGCAGCAUUACUGCUCUAAGGCAAAAAUGUCAAGACCAGUGCAAUCUCGGAGGCUGGAGGGAGUGGAUAAGAAUAUCUGGGUGGAGUUUGUAAAACUGGCUGCCACCUACUCCAGGGUGAACCUGGGCCAGGGCUUCCCUGACUUCCCCCCACCGGACUUUCUGAAGGAGGCGUUAGAGACAGCCCUCAGCAGGGAGAACUACAUGCUGCACCAGUACACCCGGGCCUUCGGACACCCACCUCUGGUGAAGAUCCUAGCCCAGUUUUAUGGGAAGCUGCUUGGACAGGACCUGGAUCCUAUGACCGAUGUGAUGGUGACUGUGGGGGCAUACCAGGCCCUUUUCUGCUGCUUCCAGGCUUUUGUUGAUGAAGGCGAUGAGGUGAUAAUCAUUGAGCCCUUCUUUGACUGCUAUGAGCCAAUGGUGACAAUGGCUGGUGGGACACCAGUGUUUAUCCCACUGAGACCGAAAGCUCCAGAAGAUGGAAAAAUGAUGUCUAGUGCAGACUGGAAGCUGGACUCAGCUGAACUGGCUUCUAAAUUCAAUGAACGGACAAAAGCCAUUGUCCUGAACUCACCCAACAACCCUCUGGGCAAGGUGUUCAGCCAAGGAGAGCUGGAGCUCAUUGCAGACCUGUGUGUGAAGCACGAUGUCCUGUGCAUCAGUGAUGAGGUGUACGAGUGGCUGGUCUAUGAUGGGAAGGAGCACAUCCGCAUCGCCAGCUUGCCAGGGAUGUGGGACCGCACAGUGAUCAUUGGGAGUGCUGGGAAGACCUUCAGUGCCACUGGAUGGAAGGUAGGCUGGGCUGUGGGACCCAACAGGCUGCUGCAGCACAUCCGUACCAUGCACCAAAACUCAGUGUACCACUGUGCCACAAUUGCCCAGGAGGCUGUGGCUCAGGUUUUCCAGAGGGAGUUCAUGCUCUAUGGGAAACCAGACAGCUACUUUGCCCAACUGCCCAAGGAGCUGCAGAAGAAGAGAGACUGGCUGGUCCAGAGCCUGGAUGCUGCGGGGAUGAAACCCAUCAUCCCUGAGGGCACCUACUUCUUGUUGGCAGACAUCUCCAACUUCAAAUCUGAUGUCCCUGAUGUCCCCAACUCUGAUGAGCCCUACGACUCCAGAUUUGCCAAGUGGAUGGUCAAGAACAAGGGGCUUGCUGCUAUUCCACUCUCUGCUUUCUACUGUGGGGCCCACAAGAAUAACUACAGCCAUUUCAUCCGGUUCUGCUUUGCAAAGGAGGAAGCUACACUGAAGGCAGCAAAUGACAUAUUGCAAAAAUGGAAACAGGAGAAAACCAGUCCCUGAGUGUGCUGGAGAGAGAACCAGGCUCUCCUUGGUCCUCACCUGCCCCGACUGCUCUUCCUUCCUCUUACUUUGCUUGGCUCCACUUUGGUACGUUCUUAUUGUCCCCGUUCUCUGCCAGACAAAUGGCAAGAGGUUUGCCAGGCCCAGGCCCUGGGGGACACUUUCUGUCACUGUGAAAUGAUUGCACUGCUCCUUCAAGAAGCGAGUAUCCGACAUUUUUCUUAUGUUUGAAGACUUUGCUAGCCAGUUCUGGGAUGCAUCCUGCAGGAUGCAAGGUAAGGAUGGCUCCUGGGGGCUUUCCCACCACCGUAUUAUGAAAAGGCAUCUCAGGACCUACCUUUAAGGCCAUGCUGGGGCCUUAGCAUGUACCCCAGGGCACAGGGCAGCAUUUCCACCAGCACCACGUUCCCACGGGACCGUGCAGUAUCAGCACUCAUCAGUAGGUUGAUUCCUAUGAUCCUGAAAAUUAGAAACCCAGUGAAAUGCUCUUUCCCAGAAUUGACAAUUUCCCCAUUAUUCUUUUCUGUGCAUCUCUGGGGAAGGUGACCACAGAAGGGUCACUGGUUACUUCCAGGGAAACAGGCUUUCAUAAAUAGCCUGGCUAUUGCCAAACCUUCCCUGAGCACCCCCAAACUACUCCUGGCUCUUUGUCAGGGCUCGGCAGCAUCAUCCAGGCUGCAAAGCAAAACCUUCAGGCCUUUGACAACCGCACACAGUGGCCAGGGAGGACAGGUACAGUGGCCUCAGGCUGCUCCUGUUGCUGGUGACCCCUGCAGCCUCCCACCCACCACCUCAUGGGUGGUGGGGUAACGUGAGCAGCAUUUUGCAAGGUCAUUCUUGCAUCAUUCUCGAUUUCCACCUGGAUAACGAUGUAAAGCAGCAUCAUCAAUCACGCAACAGACUGUGCAAUAAGUAUUUGUAGCGGUUAAAUUAUUAAAGUGGAAUUGCUGCAAUUA